GUGAUGUUGGGGAUCUUCUUCAGUGCAAAGUCUGCUGUGCUGAUUGAGGAUGUGCCCUUCACUGAGGAGGACAUCCGCAAUGAUAAGAACCCUCCGGGAACCAUCUAUGGACUCUACAACCAGGUGGGCAUCAACUGCUUCAUUGCAGCAGCCAUCUAUGUUGCAGUGGGGGCGGUGUCACUCUGCCAGGUCAGACUCAACAAGAGGCAGGAGUACAUGGUGACAUAAAUUCCCCUGAAGCAUCAGAAGAUUAUACACACACUAAUUUAAGUUCUCAAGGGAAGCAACCUUAUAAAAAGCUAUUUGUAUAGUAAAACAUUGAACAUUGAAGUCCUUUCUGUUAUGCUAUUGAUUGAAAUGUUAUCAUUCUUUGUAUUUGCAUACAACUAUUUAUUGAAUUGACCUAAACUGUAACCCAUCAAUGCUAACUGACAAUAUUGAUAAUGAUCAAUAAAAAUGUAAGUCUUGUUCCGCUCAUGGACCAAACAUUACAUUCAUGCUAGAUAACUGACCACAAAUUCCUAGAUGCAACUCAACAGACCACUACAGUUACGGAAAUAUGUAAUUAUCUCCUCUUUCAGCCUGAAUUGACAGCAAAUUGAUAGAUGGUCAGUGUCUGUCAGGCAAAUCAAGAGAUAUGUCAAAAAUGGCUAAAUAUA
Messenger RNA from Salvelinus sp. IW2-2015, 659 nucleotides. Lineage: Eukaryota; Metazoa; Chordata; Actinopteri; Salmoniformes; Salmonidae. The record is from RefSeq and is a predicted model, not a curated record.